Molecule: messenger RNA, 866 nt
Organism: Trichoderma atroviride IMI 206040
Lineage: Eukaryota; Fungi; Ascomycota; Sordariomycetes; Hypocreales; Hypocreaceae
Molecular function (GO): O-methyltransferase activity
Source: RefSeq, a predicted model, not a curated record
UCGCGCGCUCCAAGUUGUAUCCGUCGCCAGAAUGGACCCUCCAGAAAUCGUCGCAUUGGGUGAGAAAUACCCUGGGUUAAAGAAAGUCUUUGAAACAGGAGUCGAGUCCGACGACGGGCGUGAAGACAAACUGCUCUCCUUCAUCCUUUCGCACCCCGAUCUUGAAAAUUUACGAGGCUCUCCCACAAAGAUACUCUCAGUCAUUGAUGAUUUCUCGGCCAAUCAUGAAUUCCUUAUCAGCAUCGGUGGCCACAAGGCUGGGGUUUUAUCCAACUUGAUCGCUGAGGAAAAGCCUCAAACCGUCGUCGAGCUUGGUGGCUACUUGGGAUACUCUGCUAUUCUAUUUGCGGAUACCAUGCGCCGCAGUAACCCAUCUCAACAGAUCCGUGUCUUUAGCCUUGAAUUCAGCGCUGAGUUUUCUUCUAUUGCUAGACAGUUGAUUGAACUUGCAGGGCUCUCUGACAUCGUCACUGUUGUCACUGGCACCGCAGAAGAAUCUCUUCGCAAAUUGCACGCGCAAGGCACUUUGACCAGUGUUGACUUUUUAUUCUUGGACCAUGUUGAGGAUUUAUAUCCCGCUGACUUCAAAGUCUACGAGGAGCUGGGUCUCUUGCACAAGGGUGCCGUUAUUGCCGCAGACAACGUCGUGCGACCGGGUGCCCCUGAAUAUCGUAAACUGGUUAGAAGCCACCCAAGAUUACAGAGUACUGGGGUGAGAGGGUUAAUUCAACCUGGCGAUCUCGAGGACGAAAUCGAAAUCAGCCGCGUCAUAGCUUAAGUAUAGGCCCAGUACUACGCUGCUUGAAGAAUGCAGCAAGUCCGGGGUAGAUAAUAUCUUCAUCUUAGGUCUAGUUUACGCCGUUUUG